AUGUACAAUCAGAAUCCCUCCAUUACAACUCCAACUGCAAACAUGAAGUCAUGGAGCGGCAAUGAGAUUGCCACAACGAGCAACUUGGCAAAUCGCAAGGUUUACCUCUGGGAAGGAUCCGCAGACACCACCGUGGGCCCUAAUGUGAUGAAUGCGUUGCAUAGCCAGCUUAGCAAUUUCGAUACCUCGGCUGACGUGUCUUAUGUGACGACAAGCGGUGCUGUACACACCUUCCCCACCGACUUCGACGGCACAGGUGACAAUUCCUGCAGCAUGUCUACUUCGCCAUACAUCAGUAACUGCAACUACGAUGGUGCUGGGGCGGUCUUACAGUGGAUGUAUGGCUCCUUGAAUGCCAAGAAUACCGGUAGCCUCACCGGGACGGUGGUUUCUUUUGCCCAAACGGGUGAAUACGGGGCCGCUGGCAUGGACACAACCGGCUAUCUUUACGUUCCUGCCAACUGUCAGAGCGGCUCCACAGUCUGCAAAUUGCAUGUUGCCCUACAUGGAUGCUUGCAGAGCUACAGUAAUAUUCAGACUGACUUUAUUCAGAAUACAGGUUACAACAUGUGGGCGGGUCAGCACAAACUCCCUGGUAACUUCGAUGGCAUAUGGCUGACCUAUCUCAUUCCCCAGAUACUAACAAUAUUAUCAUUCUUUACCCUCAAGCAGUUCCAGACAACACUAUGCACAGCAUCUAGGGAGGCAGUGAGCUAA
Messenger RNA from Penicillium maclennaniae, 717 nucleotides. RefSeq lists its product as uncharacterized. NCBI's taxonomy places the organism in Eukaryota, Fungi, Ascomycota, Eurotiomycetes, Eurotiales, Aspergillaceae. The coding region runs from base 1 to 717 and encodes 238 amino acids. The record is from RefSeq and is a predicted model, not a curated record. The transcript has a single exon.